UGACAGAGGUCCCUCUCCAUGCUCAGGAGGGAGGAUGGUUCCUGAGGGCUUUUCCUGCUCCCCUCAGAGCCCUGGCUCUGCAGGAUGGGCCUGAGCUCCUCCAGGGUGACCAGGGUGGCCCCGGUGCCCACCCAGGGGGAUGUGCCCGCUCUGGGUGCCCUGCGGGGGCUGCCCACAGAGCCAGGCCAGGCCCCAGCCUGGGGAAAACCAAUAUUCCAGCUGGAACUGCCUCCUCUGAGGGAGACCUGGUACGGGAGAGCCGCGGCAGGGCCCCUCUCCUGGAACACCUUGCCGGGACAGGAUGGGACCAGCAUCAUCAAGCAGCACCCACCUCGAAGGCCUCAGAGGCUUGAACCUGCCAUCCCUCCCCAAGCAAUCGCUCCUGCGAAGCCCUGGAGUCGGCCAGCUGUGGCUGCAAGCCCAAAACCAAAGGUGCUGGAGAAGAAGGGGCAAGGCCUGAAUCCCCUCCCUGGCAGGAGGCAGCACUUGCACAAGCUUCGGAUGCUGGACUUGACCCGCAAGCGACGAGAGGCGGAGCUGAAGAGGAAUCUCCACAGGGAGGCGAAAAUCAAUAAGCAAAACAUCAAGGAAUUGAGCCCCAGGGAUGUCCUUGGCACUCCCCAGAGAGGUGACAGCCCCGGCAGCCCGGACCCCAUCCCUGCUGGGCACAAUCAGCGCUCUCCUGAAGACGACCCUGGACUCUGCAGGGCUGAACCCUCUCCAGGCAGGAGGGGGAAGGUUGACCUGUGGUUCUGCAGGGAGCCACGGACCAGGGAUCUGUUCUGGGACUCCUCCAGCACAGACUCAGAGGAGUGGGAAGAGAGGAUUCACCGCAAACCCACGCUCGUGAGGACCAAGACAGAGAGAAUUUCCCUCUUUGAUGACUUCUUUGACAGGGAUUUCUAGUGGCAUGUGCCAAAGAAAUGAGCCCCAGCUCUGGAGGGCUGGAACCCCCCAGAUGGAGGGGAUGGGGCUGGAGACAGUGAGUGUGGAGUGUCACAGACACAUUUUAUGAAAAAUCCUUUCCUUAGGAUUUUUCCUCCUGAGAAGCUGGGAGGCCUCAGGAACAAAAUGUAAACAAUGGUUAUCUGCUGCUGUGGAAUGCAACAGGUGCAUCUGGGAUUGGUCUCAUGUGGUUGUUUCUGAUUAACGGCCAAUCACAGUCAGCUGGCUCGGACAGAGAGCCGAGCCACAAACCUUUGUUAUUAUUCCUUCUUUUUCUAUUCUUAGCUAGUGUUCUGAGGAAAUCCUUUUCUUCUACUCUUUUAGUAUAGUUUUAAUGUAAUAUAUAUAAUAAAAUAACAAAUCAAGCCUUCUGAAA
Messenger RNA from Melospiza melodia melodia, 1321 nucleotides. It is a transcript of the gene CCDC198, whose product is annotated as coiled-coil domain containing 198. NCBI's taxonomy places the organism in Eukaryota, Metazoa, Chordata, Aves, Passeriformes, Passerellidae. The record is from RefSeq and is a predicted model, not a curated record. The transcript has 6 exons. The coding region runs from base 85 to 906 and encodes 273 amino acids.